Molecule: messenger RNA, 1126 nt
Organism: Eremomyces bilateralis CBS 781.70
Lineage: Eukaryota; Fungi; Ascomycota; Dothideomycetes; Eremomycetales; Eremomycetaceae
Exons: 1
Coding region: 100-900 (266 amino acids)
Source: RefSeq, a predicted model, not a curated record
GUUUUGGUGGAGAAGACGAAGCAACGAAGCCAUGACGAACAAGGCCCCUGGGUCUAGACAUCAAAUUGCGGCAAUGGCCAGCCGUCAUUCGCGGCUGAAAUGCGAGACUCCGGCUCCCUCCAUCAUCUCUCCAAUGGCAAAAGAAUAAGAUUUGACCCGCUCGCUCCUCACUGGCUCUUCCAUCUCUCAACCCAAACUUCCCCCCGAUUUCUCUCCAAUCCUUUUGCGUUCCCUCCAAAUCCCCAUCCUCCUAUCGCAAUUCGCAAACUCCCAAAUCCGCUUUCCGCUCUACCCAAUCGUCGCCCUCAAUUCCCCCUUCAAUCUCUGAUCUCGGUUCCCAAUUCCACACUUUCUCCAGAUCGCCGUCCUGGUUCCCUGGCCCGUGGGUUUCCACUACCCAAUUGUCAAUCUUCGCCUCGUCUUCUCUGGCCAGUCAAGAUCAAAUCGCAAACCCCUCCCCAGGCACCGCGACACAAUCCAAGUCCGCAACAGGACCACGUCCAACGUCUCAUCAUCUCACGUCUCCACCGCGCUUCCAAGCCCUGGUCAUUGUCAUCAUAUCCGACUUUGACCUCACAGAAUCGUAGUCCGCUGUGGUUGAUUCCGCGCAUCGCAUCCCAUCGCACCGGAGCGGAAGGAAUCAUUCCUGCUUACCGUCGCAUUCUGCUACACAAAGCAACUUUUGCGACCCCAGUCAAGCACGCACUGGAUUCCGGUUUCCGACGUUCCCUCCCAAGUCCCAACUUUUGCCUAGGUUGCAUUUGCUCGUGUUUCAUCACGCCGUGCUUCCGUCAUCAGCAACAACAACAUUGUCACCUCUCAACCAUCGGCACAGCCAAAAUUGGUUCGAUCCAACCCAAUCAACUAUUCUCAUCCUCAUUUCUGCGUCAUCAACAGUGAGGCUUCAAUUGCAGUUGCACCGCGUUCUGCCUUGCUGCCCACUGCCUACUGCCCGACCGACACGUGACGUACACGUGGAGACACAUCUCAACCAGUUACAGGUCGUCACAGUUUCGGCCUUCACGCCUUGUGGCCUUUACCGAAGCAUUUCUGGCUUCUGCUGUGGAUUAUUCGAUCUUAUUCGUCCUUAUUCGUUCCCAUUCAACGCCAAAUCUUCUGCCGGGCU